AUGGCAGUUUGGGUGACAACUACUGGGUCUCACAUACCAGAAGGGGCAGUGAGAGGUGGUUUUGAGGCUGACGGGCGCCCACUUUUUAUUGCCCGGGCACAAAUUGAGGGGAUCAUGACGCCUGGAAAAUGUGGAUUUCAUCUUCCAGGAGCUCAAAUCCCAUUUGGCAUGAUAGAACAAAUUAUCUAUCUGUACGAUGUUUUGGUUCAUCCCACAAGAAGUCCAGGUUUUUUCGAUUGGCGGAGAGCCUCUGAAGGGAAAGUGCCGUCUAAUGCCUACAAGACGGAUAAGGACACCUAUAUUGGUAGAGCUUUCUACCAAGGUAGCCUCGUGCCAGGGAAAAUUGCUACCGGUUACCCUCACUGGUGUGCAUACAUUGGCCAUGGAGGAAACGAAAUAAGUAUUACGGAUUAUGAGGUCCUCUGUGAGUUAAAAUAA
This is a messenger RNA of Saccostrea echinata, 438 nucleotides long. RefSeq lists its product as uncharacterized. The transcript has a single exon. NCBI's taxonomy places the organism in Eukaryota, Metazoa, Mollusca, Bivalvia, Ostreida, Ostreidae. The record is from RefSeq and is a predicted model, not a curated record. Bases 1 to 438 code for a protein of 145 amino acids.